This is a messenger RNA of Arachis duranensis, 4322 nucleotides long. Its product is annotated as pentatricopeptide repeat-containing protein At4g01570. Gene Ontology annotation, molecular function: protein binding. NCBI's taxonomy places the organism in Eukaryota, Viridiplantae, Streptophyta, Magnoliopsida, Fabales, Fabaceae. The record is from RefSeq and is a predicted model, not a curated record. The transcript has 2 exons. The coding region runs from base 1197 to 3530 and encodes 777 amino acids.
UGACAACUGAUUUUCAGGGCAUUGUUUUGAAAGGGCCAAAGAACUCUGGCUGCAUGUGUAUGCUCCAUAUAAAUCCCAGGUAUGACUUCAUGAUUAUGCAUUUUUCUUCUUAGUUAUGUUCAACCUGUGAAGCACUCAUAUCAGCACUAACACAUACUGACAAUGGACACGAACACAAACAUGCAGACGCACUAAAGUUUUAAAAUGAUAGGACAACUAUGUAUAUGACUAUAUGCCAUAAUUAUAACAAAUCAACGACUUUCUAUCGGAAGAACAAAGUUCAAAUCUAUGAUCUAGAAAAUUAUGGUAGCAAUCAGUAACUAAUAAAUAACCACGGUUAUGUGUUGUUUGUUGCAAGCAUAUAUAAAAAUAAUUGGAAGAGAUGUAUUGAAGAUGUGGAAGAAAAUAAUGAAGAGAAAGACUAAUUCUCAUUGAGUAAUACAAUUUUAAGUGUGGGAUAUAUAUACAAUUAUACAUUUGAGCUAAAAACAACUAAAAUCAAGUUCGGUUGAUUUAUUUAAGUAAGUGUAGGUAAUUCGAAUUCUAUUACAAAUAAUUGGUUAACGAUAAAUUUGUAAAUAGAGCUCAUCCAUUACAUAUUAGUGGCGGUUUAUCUUCAAUUCGGUUCGAUUUUUGGUUCUGCCAUAAAAAAAACCCUUGAACUAAACCAAAUCAAACCGGUAAAUAACCCUAAAUCACAAAAAUACCCUUACGUAUUAUUAUCUCUAGCGGCUCCAUCCAAACUGUCUAGCCCUCCUCCACUCCUCCAGUCUUCGCCGCCGAGCCCCAGUGGCUCCAGUGCCCUCACUCCUUUCCAUUUUUCGCUGCGCUAUCGAGCCAGCAGGUAGCAGCGUCUUCUUCCCCUGUGCCGUCGCGUCGAGCCCCUGUGUUGUCGUCCCCUGCGCCGUCGUCGCGUCGAGCCCCGUCCAGCCGCCGUCGUCCAGCGCGUCUCCCUCUAUGGCAGCCACCGCGUCUUCCUCCACUCCCCACUGCACUCUGCCACUCUCUGUCUGCAUCAUCAAGAAUGGAGCCUGUUCUUGAGUUAAUUCUGUUUGAUAUUAAAAACAUUGAACCAAAUGGAAUCGAAUAUUUAUGUACAAUUGGAUUGGAUGACUUUUCCUCUAAAAACUGAACCAAACCGCAUCGCUAACAACCCUUAUUGAGUAACUCUGAAUGGGGCGGCAGGCGGCAGAGACAUGGUGGAUUGGUGGCAAAGAAACCGUGCAUCAAAAAAACUGGGAGACAUUCUCAUUGUGGCCUCCAUCACCAAAGCCCUCUCCAAAUCAGGAGGAACUCGCAACCUCUCUCCCUCUCUCAAACUCACACAUUCCAUCAUCCUCAACGUCCUGUCCAACCCCUCCCUCCACCCUUCCAACAAGCUUCAUUUCUUCUUCUGGUCUCGUUCCCAUUCUUCCUCCCUUCCGCCCUCUGUCGCUGCCUACUCUGCCCUCUUCUGCACUCUCUCCCACCCUGCCCACCUCCACCAUGUUCCGGCCCUCCUCCACUCCCUCAAACAAGACUCCCUCCUUCUCGAUUCCCACUCCUUCAAGCUUCUCCUCGAUGCGUCCAUCCUCUCUUCUAACUUCGAUUUGGCUCUACAACUCUUGGAUUACAUGCAAGAUCUUGGCAGCAACCUGCAACCUCACAUCUAUAGCUCUGUCCUCGUUGCUCUCGUUAGGAAGAACCAAGUCCCACUGGCUUUGUCCAUCUUUUUCAAGCUUCUUGAUUCUACUGCUGAUGGUUUUGAUUCCAAUACAGCCAAUGAGUUGUUGGUUUCUCUUAGGAAAGCAAGCAUGAAGGUGGAGUUCAAACAAGUUUUUGAUAGGCUUAGAGAGAAGAAAGGUUUUUAUUUUGAUACUUGGGGCUACAACAUUUGCAUCUAUGCAUUUGGUUGUUGGGGUGAUCUUGGUGCUUCUUUGAUCCUCUUCAAGGAGAUGAAGCUGAAGGAGAAAGAGGAGUUGCUGGAUUAUGGUUCCCGCGGCCACACUUAUUCUUCUGUUGGACCUGAUUUGUGCACUUAUAACAGUCUCAUUAGUGUGCUUUGUAAGGUUGGCAGAGUCAAUGAUGCACUUAAAGUGUUUCAAGAGCUUAAAGAAGGAUCUGGCCAUGAACCUGAUAAGUUCACUUAUAGGAUCCUUGUGCAAGGUUGUUCCAAGACUUACAGAGUACAUGAUGCCAUCGUGAUUUUCAAUGAGAUGCAGAAAAAUGGAUUUCGCCUCGAUCCUGUUAUUUAUAAUUCUAUGCUUGAUGGACUCUUCAAGGCCAGGAAGGUUACAGAAGCCUGCCAACUGUUUGAGAAAAUGGUUGAAGAAGGCACGAAGGCAUCUUGCUGGACAUAUAACAUUCUGGUUGAUGGCUUGCUUAAAAAUGGGAGACCUGAAGCCGCGUAUACUCUCUUCUGCGACCUCAAGAAGAAAGGCCAGUUCGUCGAUGGGGUUACUUACAGCAUCAUUGUGCUGCAAUUUUGUCGAGAAGGUCAACUUGAGGAGGCACUACAAUUGGUGGAGGAGAUGGAAAGCAGAGGUUUUGUUGUUGAUCUCACUACGAUAACAUCGCUCUUGAUUAGCAUUCAUAGACAUGGUCGCUGGGAUUGGACGGACAGGCUUAUGAGGCAUGUGAGGGAGAGUGAUCUGGUGCUUAGUGUUCUCAAGUGGAAAGCUGGAAUGGAGGCUUCUUUGAAGAACCCAAAGAGCAAGAGAAAGGAUUAUUCGCCAAUGUUCCCUUCCAAAGGAGACUUUAGUGACGUCUUGAGCUUCAUGACUAAUGCUCAGGACGUCACCCUUGAUUCACAGCACGGUUCAGAUUUUCAAGACAAGGAGAGUUCCGGUAACAAAUUUGAUGAGUGGUCAUCAUCCCCACACUUGGAUAAAUUGGCCGAGUCCGCGCUUAGCACUUCCCAGCUAUUUACUCCUUCUCAUGCUCAAAGAGUUCAAGAAAAGGGGCUAGAUUCUUUUGAUAUUGAUAUGGUGAAUACUUUCUUGUCUAUAUUCUUGGACAAGGGAAAGUUGAGCUUGGCUUGCAAGUUAUUUGAAAUUUUCACUGAUGCAGGUGUGGAUCCUGUGUGUUACACUUUUAAUUCUAUGAUGAGCUCCUUUGUCAAAAGGGGUUAUUUCACUGAAGCUUUGGCUAUCCUGAACCAAAUGGGAGAAAAUCUUUGCCCAACUGAUAUAGCAACAUACAAUAUGAUAAUUCAAAGUUUAGGAAGGAUGGGAAGAGCAGAUCUGGCCAGUGCUGUUCUUGAUAGGCUGCUGAAGCAAGGUGGCUAUCUCGAUGUAGAUAUGUAUAACACAAUUAUCAAUGUUCUGGGAAAGGCAGGCCGAAUUGAUGGGGCGAACAACUUCUUCGAGCAAAUGAAGAGCAGUGGGAUAAAUCCUGAUGUUGUCACAUAUAAUACAUUAAUUGAAAUUCACAGCAAGGCAGGACGGUUGAAGGAUGCGUAUAAGUUCUUGAAAAUGAUGUUGGAUGCUGGGUGUCCUCCUAACCAUGUAACGGACACGACAUUGGAUUAUCUGGGAAAGGAAAUAAAAUAAACUGAGAUACCAGAAGGCAUCAAUUGAGUUCAAGAGAUGAUGCUUCUUGAAUGUAGUUCUCGUUUUUGGUGUUUUCACCUCUUCUUUGAUCACAGGCAGUAUGCUUUGUUGUUAUGAAAUCACAGCAAUAAUAAUUGAAGCUUAAAGACAAGAAUUCAGGUCUCAGAACGGCUCACUUUGAUUCUAGUACGUGAGGCCACUAUUUAGUCAUGUGGCAGAGUUAAGAAGAAAUUCACGUCCUAUUGUUCACCAUCAAAAAAUGGUUAUCCAUAACUUGUCUAUUUCAAGCAUAAUACAAUAUUGGGGUGAGACUAGUAUCCAAUUCAAUAUGUAGGCCUGGAUCCGUAAUAUCUUUCCCAGUGGCCAAUGUGAAAGAUCCCUAAAAAGUGUUUGAUAAUCCCCAUCUGCCAAAUCCAUGAUGCAGUGAGGAUCUGUGCGAGCAAGGAGGCACAGGUUUCUUUUUCCCUCUGCAAGUGAUUAGAUUGAAACUCAAUACUAUGUUUAGAGUACUCAUUAUCGUAUGUCGUACAAAUUAAAAGCAAACUUCUUAAUUACCAUUAUCUGGAUCCUUGUAAUUAUUAUAUCAUUCUUUGGUUUUUGUAACUGAAUAUGCGAAACUGCCAUUGAUAUAGUUACUGCUGUCUUUAGGAUAUAAAUAUAUAUAAUAUAUUGCAAGUGACCAUAUAAUUUGGAGAAGGAACUUUCCUUAGCUGCGUAUGUUAUGUUUGCCUUUUGAAAAUUUUAUCAAUACAUAUUGGCUUAUCCAUUGAAGCCCUUUAAUCUCCAUGCAAA